GGGCCUUUCUCUUCCGAUCGUCUAUCAAUGAACAAAGCGAAGAAGCAGAUACGUAACUGGACAGCCUUGCGCAAAAAACAAGCUGCGCUGCGCCGAGCCUAUGCAGCCACAGAGCAAGCGAAUGACGCAUUAUGGAAAACAUCUUCAAAUCAAAGGAGUUUCAACUUCAUUUCAUUUGUUGUGUGCAUGGCUUUUGUAGUUUAUUUCGUUCAGUAUGAACAACCGGGAGUAAAUUCCUUAAGCGGAGUAUUUAAUGCUGAAGAGGAAGAUGAAAUAGUGACUUCUGAAACCUUUACAAACUCUUGCAGACCCCGAGAAAACAUCGUCUUCCUCAAAACACACAAGUGUGCCAGUUCCAGCAUACAGAAUAUCUUCACUAGAUAUGGUUAUCGUAAUGGUCUCACCUUUGUGUUGCCUGCAAAAGGAAGUUACAUUGGCCACCCGGAGCCUUUCAACUGGUCGAUGGUACCGAAUGCAAGGAAAUUCGGUCUUCGGUACAAUAUCUUGACGCACCAUUGCCGCUUCAGUUACGAUGAAAUGAAACGAAAUUUUCCAAACGAUGUUGUUUUUGUAACAAUAGUCAGACAGCCUGUCGAACUGUACGAAUCUCUGUUUUCAUUCUAUAGUUUACAUCGAUUCUACAAAGAAAGGUUUGAUACUCUUGGAAAACACCAAAAGCCUCCCGAAGCUUACGAGAAAAGAAUGGGUGGCAAAAUUGGUUUCAAUCAAAUGCUGUUCGACUUGGGUAUGGACAGUAAGGCGUUUUCCAACUCAACUGCCGUGCAUGAAUACGUGGAAUAUCUGGAUUCUGUUUUCGACCUCGUUAUGGUAAGAGAAAGGAUGGAAGAAUCCCUGGUACUUUUACGGGAACUCCUAUGCUGGAGCAUAGAUGAUGUUAUAGUAUUUCAUUUGAAUGCCAGGAAUAAAAGGUACAAACGGAAAAUGAAUCCAGAGCUUUUGCAACGUCUACUGAAGUUCAACAGCGCAGAUAUGAUCUUAUAUAAGUAUUUUGUGCGCAGGCUGGAACAGAGAAUACAAGAAUACGGUUCAGAAAAGAUGUCAGUCGCAGUUGAAGAGCUCAAGAACAGAACCAGCAUGUGGUAUAACAUUUGUGUGCAGAAACAGGAUUUCCAGUCCAGAGUCAUCAACUCCAAACGAUAUUACACAAACCGUAUGGUCAUGGCGUACGUGAAAAAAAACCAGAAUGAAACAUGUGAUGAUUUGACAACUCAGGAACCGGUUUUCACUGAAAAAUUGCUUCGUAAACAGAGAUUUAUGUAUCCCAAACCAAAAACUUAUCGAUCCCGUUACAAAUAUAGAGUACGGCAGUGGAGAAAAUAAAAAAAAUUCUGGUUAAUUUUCUCCAUAUUCUUCACUCAGGAAUUGUUGUGAGAACAUUUGCUCAAACUCGUUUGUAAAGAUAUUGUUUUAUUUAUAACAUUAACAUGGCACAAACAGUUAAAGACACGCUGUUUUUAAAAGAACAGCAGAGAAAAAUAAAUAUCAAUUAAAUAAAAUAUUUAAGAAAUGCGGAUGAAAAGCAUUUUCGAGAAAAACUCAAGUUCAAAUGUUUAAUAACCUCCAUGAAGCUUCCUUUCGAAAAUUUUAAUAUGUUUUCUGGAAAGAUGCACAAAAAAGCAAGGAUAAGUAAUUGAAAAACUUCAAAGAAAUGUUUUUAGCGUAUUUUAAUUUAAAUAUAAUUUAUAUUUUACUUUAAAGAAAAGUAAGGAAAUUAUCUGUAUAUACCUUUUAUUUUAAUUUUAAGAAAUGUAUCAGGCAGUCUUGCACAGUUUUUUAUUCUGAUAUAUUACGUUAACAAGGAGGGAGACAAGAAGAAAAAUAGUUGGUAAUUCGACCUGCAAGGUUUGCACAUUCUCCCAUGUGAUCUGUUCCGAUGGGGUUUUUAACACAAUUAUCAUUCGCAUGUUUUCAUGAAACUUUAUUUUGCUGAAAAGGAUUUGUGAGCAGAUAUUGCAUUAGAUAUUCAAUUAUUUUUCUUAAAAUGAAGAAUUUUAAGCGCUGCGCAAAGUUGUUAGCUAUUGUAACAGAAAUUUCAGAAGAAGGAUUUUUUUUUUUUUAAUAUCCCUAAAUUUUUUUUUCAUUAAGAUUUUGGUUGUAAUUUUCGUUGCUGAAAACACCUAAUUUUUUUUCGUAUUUUGGAAAUACGUUUGCGGCUAUUGUAAAAUAUUAAUUGCAUUCUGGUAAAAUAAAAAAUUCAGAUGUAUCUACUCGGUUCACUGAAAAUCACUAAAUAUCUUCUUAAUGCUGGUCAUGUAUGCUUAGCCCUCCUGUCUUCCAUUCAAAUUUGAAAUUCCCAUUUGGAGAAGAAACUGGAAUGCAUACAUAUUAUGACGCAGAAAAAUUUGAAUCCUGUUUUAAGUAAUUUUUCAUUUAAUUUUUAGAAUCUGGUGUUUUUAUGCCUUUACAAAUUUUAAUAGUGAUGACUAGAAAUGUAGUUUGAUGUUUCAGGUACAAAAUAACGAUUUUAAUACAUAAAACGCAAGAAAAACCUUUUCAUUUUCAUCUUUCAUUUUUUUUGCUAUUAUUUCUCUUAAUCCCUACGCAGAUGUCUUACUGGAGUCUUGUGAUUCCUACUUUAAUAUGUGAUUUCGAGCACUUAGAAGCAUUAAAAUAAUUCAAUCGUUAUUACACAAGUUGAUAUUUGAAUGUGCAUUAAAAGUAACCUGUUAAAUACGAAAUGUACAAAAAAAUGUGGAAAAAAUAAAAAUAUUUUGAAUAA
This is a messenger RNA of Stegodyphus dumicola, 2740 nucleotides long. RefSeq names its product galactosylceramide sulfotransferase-like. The record is from RefSeq and is a predicted model, not a curated record. NCBI's taxonomy places the organism in Eukaryota, Metazoa, Arthropoda, Arachnida, Araneae, Eresidae. Gene Ontology annotation, cellular component: membrane. Gene Ontology annotation, molecular function: galactosylceramide sulfotransferase activity. Gene Ontology annotation, biological process: glycolipid biosynthetic process.